Molecule: messenger RNA, 1437 nt
Organism: Symbiodinium natans
Lineage: Eukaryota; Dinophyceae; Suessiales; Symbiodiniaceae
Source: the annotation of a GenBank genome assembly
AUGCCUUUGGUGUUGGCCACAUUGGCCUGGUUGGCCUGCCUCGUAAAGAUCUUCGCAGGCCGGCCAGAGCCCGAAGUGCCAGAUCAACGGCUUGUGGCCGCUUUGCACAACUGGAGAGAGGAGCGGCGCCUCACGCACGUGCAGCCUGACGGGCCUAGCUCUGUACGACAUGCCUCGGUACACCUCCUCUACACCACCCCGGCCGGCGGGCCACUGGAUGCGUGGUACAACGAGGUGGAAGUACAGGAAAGCAGCACAAGCUCCUACUUCAGUGUCCUUGGCCAUGCCUAUGGCUAUGCGGGAAUGCAGCAGCUCACAGAAGAUCCCUUCACUGGAAGAGCGAUCUUUUCAAUUUGGGACCCACCGAAUUGCAGCAGUAAUGACCUCAACAAUUGCCCUGAGGAGGAACGCGCGACCUUCGUGACGUGUGGCCCAGAGACGGUUUGUACCCGUUUUGGUGGCGAAGGCAGUGGUGCUAAAUCGUAUCUGAAAUGGAAUUCCUGGGAAACUGACAAGAAAUACAAGUUCCUUGUACAAGCUACUCCAAGCGGCACAGAGCACGUCGAGUUCACCUGCAGGUUUUAUGCAGCUGAGUUUGGCUGGCGCAUUCUUGCACGGAUCAAGGUGCGCCGCCGCGUGGACAUUCCAGCGGGGGUCUCAUCCAUGUACUCCUUCGUGGAACAGUGGACGACAGCCGACCACCAGGACAAGCGGUGGGCAUCGUUUGGACCUUCAGCUGUUCGAAGGAAUGGCAGCUUGCAGCAUGAGUGGGUUCAGCUUCGAGAAGCCCGAUGGGCACACUCACGAGCUCACAAUGAAGAGACGGCCCACAUCGAUGGAGGCAUCAGCACUAAGGGAGAUCGUUGGGAGUUGGGUCAUGGGGGCGAUGUCGACAGGAGCCUUGAAAUUUACGACAGGCUCACGGUGGCUGAGGUCAAAGCUUGCCCUGUGCAACUGAUUGAAGUGGUGUCCUUGGAGGGGGCAGGACAGCUGCCAACAGGACUGCCCCCGCAGCCAGUUGUGUCCUGUGGAAAUCACAUCGCCGAUACCUGCCUGGACUGUCCACAAGGAAACGGACCAACGUGGUGCAAUGGAGAGUGCGUCUGGAAUUAUAACACGUCCCUGUGCGAACCAGCAUCGCCGUGGCAGCCCGCGAAUUUGUCGACUUCCUGUGGCAACCACUGGGCAGAAAGCUGCAAUGAUUGUCCUCAAGACCAUGGCAAGUCGUGGUGCAAGGGCGACUGCCAGUGGGAUUUAGACAGCAACUCCUGCACAACCAGACAUCGGCGACUCGGGCAUGUCACUCUGGACUGCAGCCCCAGUCCCAGGAAAUUGCCGACAGAAUCUCCACAAGUGCAAGCAGAUUUAGCCAGGCAGCGCAGCAUCAGUUCGGCCAUCAUUUGGUUCCUUGUGCUCAGCUUUGUCCCUCGGCGGUAA